Molecule: messenger RNA, 4518 nt
Organism: Megachile rotundata (alfalfa leafcutting bee)
Lineage: Eukaryota; Metazoa; Arthropoda; Insecta; Hymenoptera; Megachilidae
Gene: Su(z)12
Product: Polycomb protein Su(z)12
Cellular component (GO): nucleus; RSC-type complex; ESC/E(Z) complex
Molecular function (GO): chromatin DNA binding
Source: RefSeq, a predicted model, not a curated record
ACAAUUUGUAGUAGCGAAUAACGUAAUAUCAGUGAGAUAUAAAAGUAAUACCAGUUUAUAAUAAAAUAUGCCCGAUGAAAUAUUUACAUUUGGCGCUGAUAACAAGUGAUUGGUCGAGUUAGUAAUUAAUAGUGAUAUAAGGGUGCGCUUUAGUAGCAGGCUAAGCGCCGCAGAUUUCGCGCGGGGCGGGUGUUGUCAUUGUAUUUUCACGUGACAAAAUAAAUUUUCAUAGAACAUUUAGUCAUAAAUCGCGUGAAAAUGCCGCCGAAAAAGCGGGAGAAAGAAGUGGAUGGACAAAGAGGUCCUCGAAUGGAUCAAAUACAAGCAGAUCAUGAGCUAUUCCUGCAGGCCUUCGAAAAGCCAACCCAGAUUUAUCGAUUUUUACGUACAAGAAACCAAAUUUCACCAAUAUUUCUAUAUAGAAAUUUAACUUAUAUGAAGCAACGUAUGUCCAGAAGUCAUAAGUCUAGAAGAGGAUUUAAAACUGAUACAAUAUUGGAAAAGUUAAUGUCAAAAAACAAACAGGAAGAAAACCCUGGUAUUCGUGGAUAUAUGACUCUUACUUUUCUAGGUUUUUAUGAUAAGAAAGUUGAAAUACCUCAAGAUCCAGUAAAAGUAGAAACAUUGUUAUUGAAAAUAUGUCACAAAAAAAGGAAAGAUGUGAGUUCACCAAUUAUGCAGGUUUCUGUUGGUACGAGUGAAGUUCCAAUAAAUCCAUGUGAAAAUCAACCUCCACCAAAAGCACCUACUAUAUCUAUACCUAAUGAGUCAUUCAGUUUAAAUAAUGGUCAUGUAGCUAAAACUUACAUGCUUUUACUUAGAGUUUAUUGUACGUCCAGUACUGGCUGCCUUAUGCAUAACUGUGAUUUAGAUGAGCCGGCUCAAAAGCGUCGUAAGUCUUCUACAGGUUCAAUUAAAACCACAGGAGAAGAAGUAAAAUUGUAUGGUUCUGAACUCAUAGUAUAUGAUAAACAUAAUCGAUGUUUGCUCACCGAUGGCGAUUAUGAAUUAGGUUUACAAGAAGUACAAACCAAUAUUCGAUCUAGCCCAAAGAAGCACAGCUCUUGGGAGUCUGUACCUGACAUCAAGGAGUGUGGUCCUUUUGAAGUAUUUAGUAAAGGGCCAACAUUAAAAUUUAGACUUAAUUGGACAACUGAACCAAGUAAUGGUUUGGUUGAUAGACCAACACCAAUACAUACAGCACCUAGUGGUGAUAAUAAAGAAAAUCGAUCAGGAAACACUGGUCUAGAACGAUCUUCCACAAAUAAUAAUAGUAGUAUUAACAAUAACAACAAUUCUACACUGCCAACACCUAGUCCUCUUAAUUCUUCGAGAAUAACAACACCUAGUGAGAAGAUGGACACUUCUGUGGGUACCCAGCAGAUAGUUUAUCAGUUCCUGUAUAAUAAUAAUAGUCGGCAACAAACAGAAGCUUGCGAAGAUUUACAUUGUCCUUGGUGCUCGUUAGAUUGUGGAAAGCUCUAUUCGCUGUUAAAACACUUAAAAUUAUGCCAUUCGCGGUUUACAUUCACAUAUGUGCCAAUUCCACAAGGUGCUCGUAUAGACGUAGCGAUAAAUGAAUGCUACGAUGGCUCCUAUGCAGGUAGUCCUCACGAAUUAAUUUCGCAACCUUCUAGCGUAGCGUUUUCUAGAACAGGGCCGACAAGACGUACAAGUGUAACAAAUAUUUUAGUAUGUCGCCCAAAAAGAACUAAACCAAGUCUUUCAGAAUUUCUGGAACUUGAUGAAAACGAAUACGAAAGCCAAAGACCUUACAUUACAGGACAUAAUAGAUUAUAUCAUCAUACUGUUACCUGUUUACCUAUAUAUCCAAAAGAAAUGGAUAUUGAUUCGGAAGGGGAGAAUGAUCCGAAAUGGUUACAGACGAAAACAAUGAUGAUGAUUGAUGAUUUUACAGAUGUAAAUGAAGGAGAAAAAGAACUUAUGAAAAUGUGGAACUUACAUGUUAUGAAACAUGGUUAUGUGGGAGAUUGUCAAAUACCGUUGGCUUGUCACAUGUUUCUAGAAACUAAAGGAAAAGAAUUGCUCAUGAAAAAUUUAUAUCGUAACUUCGUUUUGCAUAUGUGUAGCCUAUUUGAUUUUGGUUUGAUUAGUCCUGUGGUUUUAUAUCAAACGAUUCAAAAAUUACAAGAGAUAAUGAAGGAAGGAGGCGAAAAUAGUGAUAUUCGAAAAGUUUUACAAAAAUCGCACGAAGCUCAAGUUGAAAAAUGGCUUAGUACAGGUUUCCGUGCAUCUUCAGAUACCAGUAAGCAAAAUAGUACAACUACUAAAGUAAAUUUUAAUAAUGACGUAUCAAAUUCUAAUGCAAGACGCAAAACUUCUUUGCCCCUUGGUUCGCCGAAUUCGCAAUCUGCCAAAACGACGGUAUCUAUCCACAAUAAUGUUAGCAAACAUGCUAACAUGAUGUCUACGUCAUCGAAUAAGACUGUAAAUCAUAAUAGUACAAUUCAGAACUCUGUUAGUAAAAAUGCUAACACAUUUAUAUCUGUACAAAGCAAUGCGAAUAAAACUGCUUCGACAGGUUGUAUAACAAAUACUACCAACAGUAAAACUUCUGUAACAGUUACAAUGACUAAUGGAGUAUCUAAUCAAAAUGAACCAGGACGAAGACAAAUAAACGAUAUACCCACCCGGCGUAAAAGUACAAAUUCAAUAAUUCAGAUUUCAGAAAAUACAACACUUUUACGUCGAAAAUCAAUGGCCAGUGAAAAUGUAACUACCGAAUAUCAUAGAAGAAAAUUAAUUUUGGAUACAGUACCAAAUAGUGGUAAUGCUAACCAAAAACCACCCCAAAGUGGAAAUAGCUAUUAGUAAUUGGUAUACAUGUGUUGCUGUACUAAUUGUACGUUUUUGUACACCCGUGUGCAACGAAGGCUUUUAUCAGCAGUAAGAAAUGUACGGAUAAUCUCAAGUCCCGACAACCCAGACUUCGGGGUAAAACGAAAAAGUUCAGGCGGAAUUCGACGUGAUAGAUAUACUCAUAUUCGACUUUUUGGUGUACGAGUCCAGUCUGACUUCGGAUCAUGUCGACAAAAAUGGGAUGCGCAUGGUUCCUAAGCUCGAGAGACAAUUCAAGUAUAGUCUUGUUACAUAGUUUCUUUUUAUAUAGCCUAUUGAACGAGUUUUUUUUUUGCACCACUUUCAAGAACACUAAUGACUCCCUAUCAUCGUAGUCCCAUCCAGAGUCAUGUAACAAGACUUCGCUACAUUAAUAGAGAACCGAACGCGUCUGAUUUUUUCCGAGUCGGUCCAAAGUCGGACUGUAUGUUUAUUCCAAAAAUGAAAUCGAAUUUCGAGAUUCUGUUUCGAUUUUAUAAAAAAUAGAUGUCUAUCGAGUGCUACACUUCUUCUUAAUUGAAAAAAGCCUAAUAUGCACGCGUUUGUACAGUAUUUGUUGCAAAGAAUAUAAUUAUAAUUAGAAUGAUUGACAUUUAGCUAAUAUUUGAUAAUCAUUGCUCUAGCCGUUAGAUCAAUUUUCUAUGAAUUUGAAAAUUGCAAUGUAAAAAUGAAACAAGCAAACAAAUUUUCGAAGAAAAAAAACAAGAGAAAAAAAUGUGAAUAAUCCCCAUAGGUUUAACAAAAAUUUUUGAAGUAAUUGAAUAUGGAUAAAGAAUUUAUUUUUUCGAAUAUACGUAACCGAAACCCUAAUUUCAUAAAAAUAUAAUAUACCCGUUCUUUCUUGGUCUAGUCAAUGAUGCUUUUUAUGUUUUCAAUUUUCUAAAGCUUUUUAUUUGCUUAUUUACGAACAUUGUAUUGCCUCAUAUACUUACAUUUAAACAAAAAAGAAAACAGAAUUGAAAACGAGGGCACUGGAUUCAUACUUAGAAACGAUAGCUUAUUCUUUUGUACAAUAAAACAAUUGUAGUUUUUGUGUUAUGAUCAUUUAAAUUAUUUUAUGAAUUAAUGAAUGAAUUUAAUGUCUAAAGUUAAUAUGAAAUUAUAAGAACUAGUACGUAAUCUCUUGGAAGAUGGGACCUUGGUACAAUUACUUCAGAUAUACCUUGUAAAUUUAAUUCCAUAAACUGAGGCUGUAAAUUAUAAGUUUUAUCCAAAAAUGAGGAAUGAAGUGUUAUAUAAAAGUGCCUUUAUGAAGCAAGAAAAAUUGAAUGUGAGAGUGACUAUCGCCAAUUAGUGACUUUUUAAUUGAGUAUUUAUUUAGGGAUGUGCGGAUACCCGAAAUUAUGGAUUCCGUCGGGUUCAGAAAAAUUCGACAGGAAUCGGGUAGAAGUACCGAAGAAGUACAAUACAAAUGUUGGAAGUUUGAAAAAGGGAGAACAUUCGGAAAAUUUAAAAAAACAUGACGACGAUGUGCUUUUCACACGAACUUCUCUGAACCCAAUUUGAAGAUCGGGUACUCGACAUGUUGGGCUACUCGCAAAUUCCUAGUACUUGUACUCAUUUAUCAGUGGAAGAUUUUUUUUAAUUUAACAUAAUUUGUGUACCGAUUGUCGUUCUCUCAGACAAACUUGUGAAUAAAAUUUAGUAUAUUACAAUUAA